Messenger RNA from Caenorhabditis sp. 36 PRJEB53466, 1861 nucleotides. NCBI's taxonomy places the organism in Eukaryota, Metazoa, Nematoda, Chromadorea, Rhabditida, Rhabditidae. The record is from the annotation of a GenBank genome assembly.
AUGGCAUACUUAGGAGUAGAUACAAGCCGAAUCGCCGGAACACAACCGUUAGAAGUGAGUGAAAAUCGAUAAUUUCCGAAAAACCUUGCAACGCUUUCAGAUGCUUCUGAUCAGCAGUGGGAGUCCAGAUCCACACUCAACGAUCAUCAUCGAUCCACGAACAGGGGUCUCCUCGUGGAGCUACAAAGGAUCCGAACUUCAAGGCGCCUCCACUGGACAUGUCGAACCGCUCGGUGAGCAUUCGUAAUUCCACCUAAAAAUUAAAUGGAACGUUACAGGAAGAGACGGAGAACAUGUUGUUAUCACUACGAAAGAACGCCCACUCGUUCACGUGCUAGCAGUGCACAACAAAGAUCGAUUCCAUCAGAAAUGCGUGCUUCCGGGUCCAGUUUCCGCUAUCGCGAGCGACAAAUCUGGACGUCUGGUCUUCAUGAGCAUCAAAAAACAGCUAUAUUGUUGGCUACUCUCAACUGGCGAGCUGCUUUCUGUGAUCGAUGCGCACUAUCAGAGUAUCACAAAAAUUGCGAUUUCCGACGAUGAUUCUAUGGUUUUCACGGCUUCGAAAGAUGGAGCCGUUCAUGGAUAUCUUGUCACAGAGUGCGAAUUCCCUUUUUCAUCCAUUUUUGAUUGAUUUCUUUUCAGUUUGGUUUCUGCGGAUCGUGAUCACACAGUCUCUCCUUUCCGAAAGUGGUCCUCGCACACCUUGUCCAUUUCCGAUAUCAAAAUCACACAUGGAACCAAUCCACGAGUUCUGACGGCCGGAGCCGAUCACAUCGCGUGUCUCCACUCCAUUUCCAUCGAUUCUGUGAUUUUGAAGGUUUCCGCCGAUCGCCCACUGACUGCGUGUGCCAUCGAUUCUGCCGAAACCCGAGUUUUCAUAGGAACUGACGUCGGAAACAUUGCCCAAAUCAAUCUGUUCCAAUUAGUAAUAAUUAUUCACGUGAUUUUCGAUAAAUUAACGUUCCAGGGCCCAGAAGAGCGAGAUCUGCUCGUUCAAACCGGCGACGAGCACAACUCGAAGUUCCGAGUGCUCAACGGACAUUCCGAUGAGAUUAGACGACUGACAAUCAACACGGACGGCACUCUUCUCGCUUCUGGAGACGCCACCGGAAAUACUGCAUCUGGGAGAUCAGCAGUCAUCAGUGCCUCAAAGUUAGUGUGGUUUUACUGCUUAAAGUAAGAAUAUAUCACAAAACUGAUAAUUCCAGGUGUCCACAAUGCGUUCCUCCAUCUCGACCCUCCGCUUCAUUCCCUUCUGGAAAUCCCUUUCCAAUGGCGACAUUUCCGUCAAUUUCCGUCCAGUCUGGGAUCUGCGUCGUGAGCCUACGAAAUGCGAGCGUCUUGCCAUCGAAGUUUCGAACGACUUCAACUCGGAUCAAAAGCAUUGGAACGAUGUUAUCGAAGAGACCAUCGAUCAGAUGCUCAUCGAGUCUGGAAGCAAGACGACGGCCCAAUUGCAAUGGGAUUUGGAGACUGCGAAGAGGAAAGAAGCGGAAAAGGCCGAAAUGGACGCAGUGAAAGCGGCGAGCAAUGUAAUAACACUUGGCGACGACGACGACGACGCUCCAGAAGUGGGCAAACAGAAUGCAAGAACAGAAAGAAAAAGCUGAAGAAGAAGAAUGCGAAAGUGACGGAAGUUAGGAAUCAGACGACGAACGGAGCCAAGGCACCGAAGGAAAUAGUGAUUGACGAAGACGGAGAAGUCGAAGAAAGACCCUUGGAGACUGCGGAAUCGAAACAGAGAAUUAAUGAAAUGCGCAAGAGUUUGAGAGAACUAAAGGCUGAAAAUGAGCGGCUCAAAGAAAUUAAUCGGCAAAUGUACGAGUUUGUCGCCAAAGAAAUCGUCGAAGGAGACAAAUAA